This is a messenger RNA of Ustilaginoidea virens, 321 nucleotides long. RefSeq lists its product as uncharacterized. The record is from RefSeq and is a predicted model, not a curated record. Lineage: Eukaryota; Fungi; Ascomycota; Sordariomycetes; Hypocreales; Clavicipitaceae. The transcript has a single exon. The coding region runs from base 1 to 321 and encodes 106 amino acids.
AUGCAAAGGGUUCCUCAAACACGGGCCAUGACCGGCAACACUGCCAAGUGCCUGAUUCACCGUGAUACCUUUGCGACGACUGGUCCAGCUGGCUGCCAUAUGGCUGCUGUCAGACCUUUGUUUGCACCUCGAGUCUCCCUCUCGCUCGACCUAUUCGCUCCAGCAGCUGUCCAGGGGGCCAAGAUGCGACUUGUGGACGUGUGUAUACCACACCAGACCAACUCGCCUACCCAAUCUUGCUGCUUUGCUCUGCCCGCUCGUGCCAUCGACCUGGCGCUCUUCACUCCUGUGUCACCAGAGCCACCAGAGUUCAUGCCAUGA